This is a messenger RNA of Acinonyx jubatus (cheetah), 4987 nucleotides long. Its product is annotated as protein BEX5-like. The transcript has a single exon. Lineage: Eukaryota; Metazoa; Chordata; Mammalia; Carnivora; Felidae. The record is from RefSeq and is a predicted model, not a curated record. Gene Ontology annotation, biological process: signal transduction. Gene Ontology annotation, molecular function: signaling receptor binding. Bases 3693 to 4034 code for a protein of 113 amino acids. Gene Ontology annotation, cellular component: cytoplasm.
CAAAAAUAAAUAAAUGUUAAAAAAAUUUUUUUUAAAUACAAUGUUUCUUAAAUACCUAUGAACAAAAAAAUUCAGUCUUUGUAGGUAGAUUCUUGUUUAUGUUGAGGCAUACCUUCAACACUCAAGCAGUUUACAGCUUUCUUAGCCCUCAUUUUAUGUGCAUAUACUGAAGGUCAGCCAGAGUAUAGGGCCUUCACAGGUCUUUUGUUUUUUUUUAAUGUUUAUUUAUUUAUUUUGAGAGAGAGAGUACUUGCGGGAGGGGCAGAGAGAGAGGAGGAGAGAGAUAAUUCCAAGCAGACUCCGUGCUGUCACUACAGAGCCUGACAUAGGGCUCUAUAUCACGAACCAUGAGAUCAUGACCUGAGCUGAAAUCAAGAGUCAGACGCUUAACUGACUGAGCCAUCCAGGCACCCCUCAGGUCUUUUCUGAGCAUGCUCCCAGCACUGGACUUGCCCAGGGCCUUGGUUCCCUAGAAUAUGCAGGAGCUUUUCAAAGCCCUUAUGCCCAAAGUAUUUACUUCACCCAUCUUUUCUCCCAUGCUUUUUUCUUGGUGUUUUGUUUGCCACAUCUCUUCUUCCUUGCCCUAGGUGGCUUUGGCUGCUAUAUUUGCCUUUAACUGUUUUUAACAAAUGCCAAUCCGACACUUUAGAAUCAUAAAUUUAUAUACACAAUGGAAUACGUGGCAAUGAGAAAGAAUGAAAUAUGGCCUUUUGUAGUAACAUGGAUGGAACUGGAGAGUGUUAUGCUAAGUGAAAUAAGUCAUACAGAGCAAGACAGAUACCAUUUGUUUUCACUCUUAUGUGGAUCCUGAGAAACUUAACAGAAGACCAUGGGGGAGGGAACGGGAGAAAAAAAAGUUAGGGAGGGAGGCAAACCUUAAGAGACUUAGAGACUGAGAACAAACCGAGGGUUGAUGACAGGUAGGUGAUGGGUAUUGAGGAGGGCACCUGUUGGGAUGAGCACUGGGUGUUGUAUGGAAACCAAUUUGACAAUAAAUUUCAUAUUAAAAAAAUAAAAUCAUAAAUUUUAUGGUAUUUGGACUAUAUACCCAACUUUUAAAAAAAUAUUUAUUUUUGAGAGAAAGAGCAUGAGCAGGGGAGGGCCAGAGAGAGAGAGGGAGACACAGAAUCAGAAGUAGACUCCAGGCUCUGAGCUGUCAGCACAGAGCCCAAUGCAGAGCUUGAACUCACAAACUAUGUUUCAUGACCUGAGCCAAAGUCAGACAUAUAACUGACUGUGCCACCCAGGUGCCCCCUCCCCAAUUUUUUUUAAUAAGCUCUAUACCUAGCAUGGGGCUUGAACUCAGGACCCCAAGAUUAAGAGUCACAUGCUAUAUGAACUGAGCCAACUAGGUGAUCCUAUAUACAGUUGUUGGUUUGUUUUUUUUUAAUGUUUACUUUUUGAGAGAGAGACAGAGUGUGAGUUGGGGAGGGGCAGAGAGAGAGAGGGAGACACAGAAUCUGAAACAGACUCCAGGCUCCAAGUUGUAAGCACAGAGCCCAACAUGGGGCUCGAACCCACGAAUCAUGAGAUCAUGACCUGAGCUGGAGUUAGACACUCAACCGACUCAGCCACCCAAGCACCCCAUCCUAUACCCAGUUUUUAAAAACAGCAGAACAUGCAGAGGAUCCAGUAUGAAGAAUGUGGUCCAAGAAGGGUCAAGAACAAGUCAUAGAAAAAAAAUUUAAAAUCUGAUACAUCACGUUAUAGUAGAAUACCUUAUGUUCAAUAAUUGUAAGUUGUCAACAUUCUGAAAGAAAAUGAUCCUUACCCCUCUGGCUUUCACCUGGCUGGCUGUAGCCAGAAAUUUGGUCAGCAGUUGUUCCUUCCCUCAGCUGUCUAAGAUACAAGAUUAGUGUUUGGGCUCCAGUUUGUUCUUUUUGGUUUCAGUUAUGAUUUGUUUCCCAAAUAUUGCUUAAUAAAAUAGUUUUAUUUAGUCCUUUAUGGACUCUUUCUCUAGGAUUUAUGCCAAAGCCACAGCUUGUUUGAUGAAGUGAUAAUGAGCAAAAAAGCUGACCUAGAGCCUUGUCAAAUACAGGGAUUGGGCCCUUUUUGCUAAGCACUGUUGAUACUUUCUUUGUUUACUGGUAGGCAUCAAAGAGAGAGGGGAGUCCUUUGGGAUUCUCAGACUAUAGAAUUUCCUGAGCACAUUUUUCAUGGUUUACAUAAGCUUGUGCUCAUAAAUUGAAUGGACUUAAAAAAAAAAAUAGAUUGCCUUUACAUGUAGAUAUAAUUUGAUUACAGAGGCAUAUUUAUUUAAUUUUUUUUAAAGAGACAUUUUAUUUUUUUAAUGUUUAUUUUUGAGAGAGAGAGAGAGAGCACAAGCAGGAGAGGGGCAGAAAGAGAGGAAGACCUAGAAUCAGAAGCAGGCUUGAGGCUCUAAGCUGUCAGCACAGAGCCCAGUGCGGGGCUUGAACUCACAAGAUUGUGAGAUCAUGACCUGAGCCGAAGUUGGACGCUUAACCGACUGUGCCACCCAGGUGCCCUUGUUUUGCUAUUUUUUUGAGAGCACAUGCAUGCAAGUCGGGGAGAGGUCAAUAGAGGGGGUGACAGAGGAUCCAAAGCAGGCUUUGCGCUGACAACAGACAGCCCAGUGUGGGGCUCAAACUCACAACCCCGAGAUCAAGAGUCACAUGCUUUACUGACUAAACUAGCCAGGUGCCCCUUUCUUAGAUUCCUUUUAUGGACUUAACCUUAAGAGUACGUAUGUAUAAUGAAAACUCCUACUAUUCAUAUAAUGUGAAUUUAGUCUCUUAAGCUGGGGCUGGGGUGUUUAUAUCCUGAAACACACAGGUAUUUUCUGAAAUACUGAAUACUACUGACAGUAGCAUCAUGGUAGUGACAUCUGUAUUUGUUAAGAGGUCCUCAAAUAUAAGUUACUAAGAACUGCUGCCCUAGUUAUUUAUUAUUGUAUACAUGUGAAAGAAGCAGAGACAGACUGAGAUUUAUGUGCUAAGGUGUGGGUAGAAUGAAAAUAAUAGAAGGCACUAUAAAAGCAGACAGGACAGAAAACAGAGAAUGAAUAUCUUUGAUAAAAAAGUUUUAAAAAAAUAAUGAAUUAGGACUGGCAAUACAUAUAGAGCAAGUGCUCCCUGAACCUUACCCAAGGAAAAAACUAUUUGUGGUAGGAUGUUUUAGUUUUUAGCGUUUUUCUUGAUUAUAACUGGAGUAAGAACACCUGAAGUUUUUUAAACUCUAUUCUCAUAUUAGGUAUGCUGAUUUCUUUCUUUGGCACAGGUCACGCUGCUGUUUGAAUUUAUGUACAAGUGACUCAUGUAAACUCAUUUUUAGCAAUUUCAUACUUAAUGAAUUGGUAGAAUAUUGUAGAAUCUGACCCUUAAGUUUUACACUUUUAGCCAGCAGUGUAUCAGCUGGUUUAGAUCAUGUUAUCAUUUAAUGAAUAGUAUAUAAGAAACCCAGUCUACUGUAUUAGAUAUUGUUGUGUUUUUACUCACAUAGAAAGAGAUUAGAUGCUUGAACUAGUUGGAGUCUGGUAGUCCUUUGUGGCUGUGCACCUGCUUGCUGUUGCUUUGAAGGUGGGUGAGUCUAUAGCCCUGGGAAGGAAGAAGUCAUAGAAGCUGACUUAUCCAUAACAGGUCUUUAGGUCCAUUGGUGCAGCAAAUUUCAAGGCUAAGAGAGGAAGACUGCUUCUGAUCCCUGUAGGAAGGGGAAGCAGGAAAAGAAAUCUCAACAUGGAAAAGGUCUCCCAGGAAAGCAAAGGAGAAAAGCAGGCUGCAGUGCAGAAUGCAGAAGAAGCCCAUCCUUUGGGAAGUGGUGAAGGCCAGGAGCUUGGAGGAAAUAGUAGAACAGGUUGGGCCUCACCUGCCCAUGAUGUUAGACAGGAUAUGCCCAAUAGGCUUGUCAGUAACCUUGAUAUGAUAGAUGGAGUUGCUGAUGAUAUGGAACGGUUCAUGGAGGAGAUGAGAGAGAUAAGGAGGAAAAUUAGGGAGCUUCAUUUGAGGUACAGUUUGCACAUUCUUAUAGGACAUCCCCCUCAUCCUGACUAUCGUGAUGAGUUUUAUCUUAUGCCUUGAAUGCUGAGGUUAAUAUUAAUAAUAAAACCUCCUGCUUCCCAAAGUAACGUUUUCUUGAUGUACCCUUUGCUGUGAAUUUGGUGUUCUGUCAUAUUUCUUUCUUUCUUUUUUUUUUUUUUUAAUAAAGUUGUUUUUGUUUUGUUUUGGAAAGAGAAAACGGGAGGGGCAGAGAGAGGGGGAACAGAGGAUCUGAAGCGGGCUGUCGUUUUUCUGUUUGGAUAUUUCAUUUUGAGUUAGUCUGGAAGUUUUUCUGUCAGCAGGGGAGUUUCAGAAAUUUGCAUGGAAAAGUUUAUUACAUACUGUGAAGGUAGUAAAGCAGUUUAAAAAGCAGUCUGUAGAUAAACUCUCUCAUUUAAAAGCAUGCAUAUUGGGGCACCUGGGUGGCUCAGUCACUUAACCAUCCAGCUGUUGACAGUUGUGAGAUUGAGCCCAAAGUUGGGCUCAGCACGGAGUGUGGAACCUGCUUGGGAUUCAUUCAUUACCUCUCUCUCUCUCUCUCUCUCUCUCUCUCUCUCUCUAAACAAACUUUAAAAAUAGAUGCACCUGGGUGGCUCUGUCAGUUGAGAGUUCAUCUCUUGGUUUCAGCUCAGGUCAUGGUCCCAGGUCAUGGGAUUGAGCCCCUUGCUUAAGAUUCUCUCUCUUCCUCUCUCUCUGCCCCUCUCCCCAGCUUGUGCUCUCUUUCUAAAAAAAAAAAAAAAAAAGAAGAAGAAGAAUAGCACGCAUAUAUAUAUACACACACACACACACACACACACACAUAUAUAUGAGAUUACUUGGCUUGAAAAUCAUUGUACAGUGGACAGAUCCAGACAUGGAGAAAUUCGACAUGGACCCAGAGAUACAAAGCAAAUAGAGAGUGUGGUAUGAAGUCUAGAGAUCCACAGCAUUCUUUACCUUGGGACUGAGGAACUAAGAGGUUAUUAAAAGUCUGUUUUCAUUUGCAAUCUCUGAGC